AUGCACAUGGGCAGGAACUUGUUGGUGAAGAACUGCAGAUUCCAACUGUCCAAGCAGCUCUUCUCUUUUGUGGAGGCUGGGAAGGACUCCCUAGUCCCUUCAGGCCUUCUCCAGUACCAGGCCACACCCAACAAUGAGAAACCCCUACCUGAGCUUGAGUAUGGGGAGUCCUUUCAUAGUGGAAAGUGUCAUUACAGCUGUGAAUGUGGAAAAGAUGUUACCUGCAAACACAAAUUUGUUCACCAGAGUGUCUCUACUGGAAAGGAGCAUUGUGAGAUUAGCAAAUGUGAGAAACCCAUCAAGUGCAAUUACAGACUUGUACAGGAGCACAGAAUUCAAACUGGAAAAAGGCCGCAUGAGUGCAGUCACUGUGGAAAAUUCUUUACCCAUAAUUCCAACCUUGUAAAACACCAGAAAGUCCACACAGGAGAAAGGCCUUAUGUGUGUAGUGAAUGUGGGAGAUAUUUUCGCUUAAACUGCCAACUUACUAAACACAAGAAAAUUCACACUGGACAAAGGCCUUUUGAGUGUAGUGAAUGUGGGAAACGUUUUCGCCAAAACUGCCAACUUAGUGAACACAAGAAAAUUCACACUGGAGAGAGGCCUUAUGAAUGUAGUGAAUGUGGGAAAUCCUUUAGCACAAAUGGCAGCCUUACAAAACAUAGGAGAGUUCACACUGGAGUUAGGCCUUACGGGUGUGGUGAAUGUGGGAAAUUCUUUCGUGAAAGGUAUACUCUUAUUCAGCACCAGAGAAGUCACACAGGAUUGCAUCCUUAUGAGUGUGGAGAAUGUGGGAAAUCAUUGCGUGAUCCCUCCAGCCUCAUUCAGCAUCAAAGAAGAAUUCAUACUGGAGAAAGGCCUUAUGAGUGCACUGAAUGUGGGAAGUCUUUUAGCCAAAGGUAUACCCUUUUUCAACAUCAGAGAACUCACACGAGCAAGUCCUUAUGA
Messenger RNA from Orycteropus afer afer, 948 nucleotides. NCBI's taxonomy places the organism in Eukaryota, Metazoa, Chordata, Mammalia, Tubulidentata, Orycteropodidae. The record is from RefSeq and is a predicted model, not a curated record.